GCUGAAACCUAAUAGCGGAAGUCCCGCCCAGCCUGGGGGAAACUUCCGGCUCCAACGGCUUGGGACUUAAUGCUGACGGAGCAGAGCCAGCAGCGCCAGGAUGGUGCUGCUGGAAAGUGAGCAGUUCCUGACGGAGCUGACCAGGCUCUUCCAGAAGUGCCGGUUGUCGGGCAGCGUGUUCAUCACCCUGAAGAAGUAUGAUGGUCGAACUAAACCCAUUCCAAGAAAGGGUUCUGUGGAGGGCUUUGAGCCCUCAGACAACAAGUGUCUGUUAAGAGCUACUGAUGGGAAAAAGAAGAUCAGCACUGUGGUGAGCUCCAAAGAAGUGAAUAAGUUUCAGAUGGCUUAUUCAAACCUAUUGAGAGCUAACAUGGAUGGGCUGAAGAAGAGGGACAAAAAGAGCAAGAGUAAGAAGAGCAAAGCGGCGCAGUGAAGGGCACCAGGUUUCCUGCUUUCACCAGUUAACCACUGAAUUGCUAUUUUUCCUUUGGUUUUUACUUUUGGCCACAAAGCUGGGUUUCUGAUUCCUCUACAAUAACUGUUUUCAUGUGAGAUUAGGGUCAUUUUUGGAUGGAAGAAGGGCUGCAGUGUUUACAGGGUAGUUACAAGAAGCCAGUUUAUUUUAUAUCUGGCUAAGUGGUCUGUGUUGUAUGGUUGCAUGUUUCUGGAUAAUAGUUUACAGUCUCUGUAGCCGUCUGUGAAGAGCACUGUAUCAUUAAACCUGUAUUUAUCAGUA
Globicephala melas (long-finned pilot whale) is the source of this 736-nucleotide messenger RNA. RefSeq names its product signal recognition particle 14 (gene SRP14). The record is from RefSeq and is a predicted model, not a curated record. Gene Ontology annotation, molecular function: endoplasmic reticulum signal sequence receptor activity; 7S RNA binding. Gene Ontology annotation, biological process: SRP-dependent cotranslational protein targeting to membrane. Lineage: Eukaryota; Metazoa; Chordata; Mammalia; Artiodactyla; Delphinidae. Gene Ontology annotation, cellular component: signal recognition particle, endoplasmic reticulum targeting.